AUGCAGGCAGAUAUGGUGCUGGAGAGCGUUUCCAAGUGGGGCUACCGGGUGGCCCAGAGUUUCGUCUUUGCCAUCGAGGAGAUCAAUAGGAGUGCUCACUUGUUGCCCAAUUUGACUCUGGGCUUCUCCAUUCGAAACUCUGGGGACUCAGUGCAAGGAGCCGUCCACGAAACAAUGAGCUUUCUCUCGAGGCAGGAGGAGCCCAUCCCCAACUAUACAUGCCAGCAUGGCUCUCCUCAGGCUGCUCUGGUUGGGGACACACGGUCAUCCCUGUCUGUCUCCAUGGCCAGACUUCUGGGGCUGUACAAGUUUCCCCAGGUCAGUUAUUCGUCCUCACUACCCAGCCUCAGUGACAAGAUCCAGUUCCCAUCUUUCCUUCGAACCCUGACUAGUGACCUCACAUCUUGCCGUGCAGUGACCCAGCUGAUCAUUCACUUUCAGUGGUCCUGGGUGAUCAUUCUGGCCCAUGAUGAUGACUUUGGGCAGCAGGCCAGCUCUCUGGCCAAUCAGGAACUGAGCUCAUUUGGUGUGUGCAUUGAGUUCACCCUCCAUGUCCCUUCCCAUGAGUCCAUGGGGAAGAUUGGAGAGAUUGUCCAGAAGAUGCAGAAAUGCACAGCCAGGGUUGUUCUGGUUUUUCUAAGCAAUGCAAAUUUCCAGCUUAUUCUAUAUAGGUUACUGGGCGUUUCUGUUUCAGGCCAGGUCUGGGUCAGCAAGGGCACUCUGCACAUGGCACUUGCCCUGUCUAUUCCAGGCAUUUCCCAGGUAUUGUUUGGCACAUUUGGCCUUCUGUAUCACAGCAGCAGGGCUACUGGCUUCCCAGAAUUCCUUGCUCAACUGCGCCCCAGCCGGACUCCAGAAGACAUGUUUAUAAAGAAGUUCUGGGAGUUUACCUUUGAUUGCACAUGGCCCCACCAGAGCAGCCCAUUGACAGAGGGUGUCCAGCUGUGCUCAGGGAAUGAGAGUCUGAAAAACAAGCAGUAUCCUUUCCCAGAAGUGAGUAAAAUUGAUGCAGCUUACACAGCUGUCUACAGCAUUGCCCAUGCCCUGCAAGACAUGAUAACCAGUGGACAGCAGGAUGAGAAAAGUACAGAUUCCCAGAACUUCCAGCCCUGGCAGCUGCUUCAAGCUCUUAGGAAUGUGCACUUCAAGACUCCCGAUGGAAGUGAAAUUAUAUUUGAUGCCAAUGGAGAUUUGGUGACAAAAUUUGACAUUUUCCAAGGACAGAAGACCCCUGAGGGUGUAUUCCGCUUGGUCCAUAUAGGAAUGAUAGACCCUCAAGUCUCUUCGGGGAACAAAAUGAUGGUCCAUUUGAAGAAGGAAAUCCACGUGCCCACCUCUGUCUGCAGUGAAAGCUGCCUUCCAGGGUUCAGCCAAGUGUCCAGGCUGGGAGCGCCCCAAUGCUGUUUUGAUUGCAGUCCCUGCCCCGAGGGACAGUUUGCAGACAAAAAAGUUACCGUCACACUGCUCUGA
Molecule: messenger RNA, 1470 nt
Organism: Microtus ochrogaster (prairie vole)
Lineage: Eukaryota; Metazoa; Chordata; Mammalia; Rodentia; Cricetidae
Product: extracellular calcium-sensing receptor-like
Exons: 6
Coding region: 1-1470 (489 amino acids)
Biological process (GO): G protein-coupled receptor signaling pathway
Cellular component (GO): plasma membrane
Molecular function (GO): G protein-coupled receptor activity
Source: RefSeq, a predicted model, not a curated record